Molecule: messenger RNA, 1092 nt
Organism: Topomyia yanbarensis
Lineage: Eukaryota; Metazoa; Arthropoda; Insecta; Diptera; Culicidae
Product: rho GTPase-activating protein 15-like
Exons: 6
Coding region: 37-1077 (346 amino acids)
Biological process (GO): regulation of GTPase activity; signal transduction
Cellular component (GO): cytoplasm
Source: RefSeq, a predicted model, not a curated record
CGGAUUUAGUCUAGCGAAAGAUAUAAGCAAGUUUCAAUGGCAGGCAUUAAUUCGCGCGACACGCUAGGAUUGGCACAACCCAACCAUCGCCCCAAAAACGUUUUCCAUGGCUUUUCCAACCGGUCCGCAACACAGAAAACACGUCAACAGCCGCAAGUUUCCAGAGAAUCAAAGUCAGUCGCAGGAUCAUCUGCUGGCUUCAGCGUUCUCGAUCAGUAUCGCUACCUUCAGUUCCAACAUCAGGAGCUGAUAAAAAAGCAUAACGCUCUGAAACGGGAUCAUCAGGCUCUCGAGGAACUUCACAUGCGAUUGAAGGCGGAAAAUGGGGAAAUGAAAAAAGCCUACGAAGAACUACAGGAAAACUACCAAAACCUGAUUGAGUCGCAAAAAAGUUUCAACGCAGGCAAACUUUUGGUGUACUUGAAACUGAAACGCCGCACAGAUAAGGAAACGCUCGAGAAACGAAACAUAAUUCAGAAUGAAGCCUGCUUCAAUACCUAUUUGGAAAGAGUGGUAAUGCACGAUAUGCCACGGAUUCCCAAGAUCAUCGUCGAGUGCGUAACGAUCGUAGAAUCGAACGAAAAGUUUAUGAAGACCUGUGGUCUGUACAGAGUGUCCGGUAGUCACAGUACGAUACAGAACUUGCGCUACGACAUCAAUGCAGACAAUUACAGAAAGUUACGAAAGCAAAAAACACCACACGAAGUGUGUGGGGUUCUGAAACUGUUCUUGAGGGAACUAAAAGAACCUUUAGUUUCGCUGGAACAGCUGCGCCAGGUGAUUCCGGGUUCAUCGGAUAUGAUACACAACAGAGUGUUAAAAGUGAUAGAGUUGGUCAACUCGCUAGAUGAACUACGGAAAAACUCGUUACGUUUUCUGAUGAAACAUUUGAAAAGGGUGGCCGAUAUCGAAACCAACGAGAUGGACUCAAUGAGCUUGGGCAUCCUAAUGAGUUCCUGCAUAUUCAACGAAACGCUAAGCGAUGUGUGUCCGGAACGCUUUGAGACGAUCAGUGCAAUACCCAGGGAGUGCGUCAUCACCAUGAUUGAAUGCUAUGAGAAUAUAUUUGAAAAAUAAAUGCUUAGUUUUCUU